Phoenix dactylifera (date palm) is the source of this 761-nucleotide messenger RNA. NCBI's taxonomy places the organism in Eukaryota, Viridiplantae, Streptophyta, Magnoliopsida, Arecales, Arecaceae. The record is from RefSeq and is a predicted model, not a curated record.
UUUCAGGCUGAUUGCCCUGAGCGUUUUAGCUCUGCAACUCCUUCUAAAGCUUAAAAGAUAUUUAAACAUUGUGUAUGGUUUAAAUGAUGCCUAGUGCCACGUCUGUUCUUUCUUAACUUAGUAGUCAUUUCUUGCCUGUUCUUUGCUGCAGUGCAUGUACAUUUAAUUAUCUCAAGCCAGUUAAUGAAAUCUACAUUUCUUUCCAAAUUAGGCAUUUUGCCUAAAGGAAUCCAAAGCCUGGAGAGAUGCUAUCUAAGCAAAAUAUUCCCUUCAACAUCCAUGGUGCUCCUAUCAUUUUGCCUACUUCCUAUGAAGAUAUGGUUCAAAAAUACCAGGAGUUCAAGAGGUUGUUUAGGGAAGAUGCUAUGGAUUAUGCUACGUGCACAGCUAAUGUCAAGAGGAAACGACCUACUCCAAAAAGUUUGAGAGGUGGAAAAGCCCCAUGGGAUAAAGGUGAAGAUGAUGAGGAUGGAGAAGAUGAUGACGAUGACUGUAUGGGAGGGCCACGAAGGCUCGAUUUUAGAAACCAAAAAGAGCAAUGGUAGCAGGGUUACCAGACAACAACAAUUGUAAUUAUAACUUGUGCAACAUUACUGUACAUUAUAUGAUUAUAGUGAGAGGGAAGGAUUGGUGCGGGAAUUGUUCAAUAGUAGUGACAAAGUAGUUUGAUUAUAUGACAAUUUAAAUAUUUUGAAUGAUUUGAAUGUUUGUGUCAAUGUAAAUGUAAUAUAGGUUUAUAUUGUUAUAAUGUGUUUUUAUAA